Callithrix jacchus (white-tufted-ear marmoset) is the source of this 1548-nucleotide messenger RNA. RefSeq lists its product as uncharacterized. The record is from RefSeq and is a predicted model, not a curated record. NCBI's taxonomy places the organism in Eukaryota, Metazoa, Chordata, Mammalia, Primates, Cebidae.
ACCAGGAGGGUGUAUAUAGGGAGGGCAAGAGCUCUGGGAAGACCCACUGGCAAGCUUCAAUGUAGCUGUGGGUAUCUGUACCCUAGAAGGGGCUAGUAUACACAUUCUAGUACCUGCCAUAAUUAUGGAAGGUCCAACUUCAAGCACCAACGGGAAGAAGAGGAAGAGUCCCUGUGAAUCUAGUAAUAAAGAAAGUGAUGAGACACAGGAGACACUGAACGGAGCUUUAGCCUCUGAACAAAGCUUGAAGAAGACCAAAAAAUCACAAUAUCCAACAAUAUUAGUGUUUUACUACAGGAAGGGUAAGAAAAUAUGUUCAAAUCAAAUGGAGAAAGACCAGUCCCGACAGAAUUCCAUUGAUCCAAUCCAAGAGGAGGGGGACAAAGACCUAGGCCCAUGUGAAGGAUCUUCACAGAAGGACGAAAACCUAGACUCAUGGGAAGGAUACUCACAAGAGGAUGAAGACCUAGAUGACUCAGCUGAAGGAUCUUCACAGGAGGCCGAAGACCUAGACUCAUGUGAAGGAUCUUCACAGAAGGACGAAGAGCUCGACCCAUGUGAGGGAACUUCACACAACGACAAAGACCUUGACCCAUGGGAAGAAUCUUCACAGAAGGACGAAGACCUCGACUCAUGGGAAGGAUACUCACAGGAGGAUGAAGACCUCGACUCAUAUGGAGGAUCUUCAAAGAAGGAUGAAGACCUCGACUCAUAUGAAGGAUCUUCAAAGAAGGAUGAAGACCUCGGCCCAUGGGAAGGAUCUUCACAGAAGGACGAAGACCUCGACUCAUGGGAAGGAUAUUCACAGGAGGAUGAAGACCUCGACUCAUAUGAAGGAUCUUCAAAGAAGGAUGAAGACCUCGACUCAUAUGAAGGAUAUUCAAAGAAGGAUGAAGACCUCGACUCAUAUGAAGGAUAUUCAAAGAAGGAUGAAGACCUCGACUCAUGGGAAGGAUAUUCACAGGAGGAUGAAGACCUCGACUCAUAUGAAGGAUCUUCAAAGAAGGAUGAAGACCUCGACUCAUAUGAAGUAUAUUCAAAGAAGGAUGAAGACCUCGGCCCAUGGGAAGGAUCUUCACAGAAGGACGAAGACCUCGACUCAUGGGAAGGAUACUCACAGGAGGAUGAAGACCUUGACUCAUAUGAAGGAUCUUCAAAGAAGGAGGAAGACCUCGACUCAUAUGAAGGAUCUUCAAAGAAGGAUGAAGACCUCGGCCCAUGGGAAGGAUCUUCACAGAAGGACAAAGACCUUGACUCAUGGGAAGGAUCUUCACAGGAGAACGCAGACCGCGACACAUGGGAAGGAUCUUCACAGAGGGACGAAGACGUCGACCCAUUGGAAGGACCUUCACAGAAGUACAAAGACCUCGACCCAUGUAAAAAGUCUUCACAGCAGGACGAAGACCUCAACUCAUGUGAAUGCUCUUCACAGAAGGAUGAAGACCUCAACUGAUGUGACAGAUCCUCACAGGAGGGUGGGCAGGAUUAGUCACAUGGGGAGAAACCCAAUUGGACAAGUAACAACAACAACAAAAUAAAUGUUGAGGA